Messenger RNA from Osmerus eperlanus (European smelt), 1674 nucleotides. It is a transcript of the gene foxi3a, whose product is annotated as forkhead box I3a. NCBI's taxonomy places the organism in Eukaryota, Metazoa, Chordata, Actinopteri, Osmeriformes, Osmeridae. Gene Ontology annotation, biological process: anatomical structure morphogenesis; cell differentiation; regulation of transcription by RNA polymerase II. Gene Ontology annotation, molecular function: DNA-binding transcription factor activity, RNA polymerase II-specific; RNA polymerase II cis-regulatory region sequence-specific DNA binding. The transcript has 2 exons. The record is from RefSeq and is a predicted model, not a curated record. The coding region runs from base 208 to 1512 and encodes 434 amino acids.
ACAGGUACCGGAGUGUCGACUCAGCAGGAGACACAGAGGAUCAGAGAAAAGAACGCUGAAGAGAGGCCGGACGAUUGACUUCAUCCAAUCCCAGAACAGAUCAGAAAAAAGUGGAGGGGUGAGCAGCCAAUGCCAGUACAGAACUGAUCUCCAGCAGCUAAUCCCAGAGCAGAUCGGAGCUCAGAAGCCUAUCGGACAGAGAGCAACAUGACGUCCUACAUAGCCCAGGGCCUGUCCCCGUCGCGCUGUGGUGGCCAGUACCCAAGCCACGGCCAGGAUCCUCUAGAGUUCAGUCUAUACAGCCCCCCCACCCUGCCCAGCGCCCAGCAGAACCCCCCCUCAGCCUACGACCUGGGGGGCUACUCUGGUGGCAGCCCCCCCACCAACCCCUACCUCUGGUUCAACAGCCCAGAGCUUGCCCCUGGAAGCACCUACCUGGGAGGUGGAGGAGGCCUGGCGGGGGUCUAUGGAGGAGGCUUUGUCCCCCAGCACUACAACCUGCAGAGGCCUCACCUAGGGGGCGUUGGAGGGCCUGGGGGCUGGUACUCCAUGCCCUCCCAGGAGGAGCUGAUGAAGCUGGUACGACCGCCCUACUCCUACUCUGCCCUCAUCGCAAUGGCGAUCCACGGUGCCCCUGAGAGGCGCCUGACCCUGAACCAGAUCUACCUGUACGUCGCCGAAAACUUUCCCUUCUACAGCAAAAGCAAGGCAGGCUGGCAGAACUCCAUAAGACACAACCUGUCGCUCAAUGACUGCUUCAAGAAAGUCCCCCGGGAUGAAGAUGACCCUGGCAAGGGAAAUUACUGGACUCUGGACCCCAACUGUAAGAAGAUGUUUGACAAUGGAAAUUUCCGCCGUAAGAGGAGGAGAAAGUCAGACUCUCAACCAGCCAACCCUGAGUGCAAAUCUUCAGGCUCUGAUUCUCUGGAGUCCAGUCCCAAGCCCGACCUAAUCAACGAAACUUCCAGCGGCUCUGAAAGGGACCCCUCCCCCCCCUCCUCAGGCUCCAAUCUCUGUCUGACCAGCUUCCUGUCCCAGAUGUCGGACGUGGCGAAUGUGACCAAUGGCGCGGGGCCAGGGGCGUUGCCCGCAGAGUCGCUCCAGCAGCGAAUGUCUCCGUCCGAGGGCUACAGCUCCUCCUACUCACCCAACGCCACUGUGCCCCCCCAGCCCUCCCUGCCCACCUACGCCUCCUACGCCUCCACCUACUCCCCCAGCGCCACAGUGCCCCAAUGGGAGGUUCUCCAGCCCUCCCAGCCUGCCCUGCCACCCUCCCCCCCUGUCUACUCAGAGAACCUCCCCUCCUCUCCGUCCCAGUAUGCCGGGGGCUACAGUGACUCUGAGAAUCUCCCCUCCUCCCCCCCUCUCUACCCUUCCCCUCCCCCCCAGUACGCGGGGGGCUACGGUGACUCUGAGCUGUCCCUGCCACUGCUGCCUAGCCAGCUGUACUCAGCCCUGGAAUCCAGUCUCAACUCCUCCCUGCUCUACCCUCGCGACGGCACUGAGGUGUAGGCUGCUGGGGCAUUGGCAGGGUGAUGAUUACCAACAAACUCAGUCUCAGCCUUGCAGACCAGUGGUUGUGUGUGUAUGUAUGUGUUGUUUCUACGUGUGUUACUGUUUUGCACAUCAAGUGUCCUGUUUUUUAAUUUUUAUAAAAUAAACAAAUUGAAAUAU